Pieris brassicae (large cabbage white) is the source of this 4618-nucleotide messenger RNA. It is a transcript of the gene Cep135, whose product is annotated as centrosomal protein of 135 kDa. The record is from RefSeq and is a predicted model, not a curated record. The transcript is spliced from 2 exons. Bases 1349 to 4579 code for a protein of 1076 amino acids. NCBI's taxonomy places the organism in Eukaryota, Metazoa, Arthropoda, Insecta, Lepidoptera, Pieridae.
CCCUCGGGAAGCAGUGCUUAUGCCCCGAGCCCACACACUCAUUUAGUGUGAUGUGGCGCGAUGUCGACGAGGUGCGGCACCUGUGAGGUGUCCACUCUGUCAAACAUUCCCCUUAAGAGGCGUUGGAUGUGCGUAGUUAGGUCCUCUAUACGGAGGUCCUUGGUGAUGGUGGCGUUGCAUACGCUUCACGGGGCAUCAACGAUCCGCCGCAAGGUUGUAUUUUAGAUCACGUGUAGGUGCUUCUUCUGGGUGUACGAAGUGAGUGUGUAUCAGGCCGGGGUCGCGUUAUUGGCUCUAACGGUCGCGUUGCACGUGCACGUUGUAGCGCAGACCUCUGUCUAGUGAUAUACCUAGGUACGUAGCCUCCAUGGCCCACAGGAUCUCCGUUCCAAAGAGCUACGGUUGCGGUGGUUUCUUGCCCAACGGGAAGCAAAUCGCCUGGUUUUUGUUGGUUUUGGUGUUGACCUUCAGUCGUCCAGCCACUCAGGGAAGGCGACCAGUGCCCUCUGUACCUCAUCUUGGCGUGCGAGUAGAGCGUGGGCGCUAGACAGCGGCUUUGGAGGUAGAAAUAGACAAGGGCUCUAAGCCUUCUGGAGAGCUCCAUUGUCUUCAAUUUCUCCACUAGGACGGCGUGCCCAACUCUGUCAAAGUCUUUUUCCUAGCAUAGUUGAGUUCUCCGCUGGGAAGCCGAAUUGUUGGGGAAAUGCGAAUGUGAGGUCUUCGAACAACUUGCACUGCGUGGAUAGCAGGGAAGUGGGCAUGUUUGGCAAUGGCAGUGUACAGAAGGCAAGCAUACGUUUGGGUAGUUGACGCAGGGCUGGAUUUGGUAUGCCGUUAGGCCUAUAGGCAUAUUGCUUCGACGUGGCCACUUGCGCUGUAGAUAUAGCUGCCGUCAGACCUUUUCAAGAGCCUGACUAGGUCCCGUUAUCCAUUAAGGCUGCCGCAUAGUCUGUGGAGGAUCCUCAAGGGCACGGCGCACCUUCAACGCGAAGCGAUUCAGGUCCGACUUCUGUCCGAGUGGGCAGUGAGGGCGCUGCGUUCAGUUUUAUCUGGUACGCGCCGCAAUGACCGGUUGUGAACUCAUAUGUAAUCUGUAUCUCAUAAUAAUGAAUAAUCUUUGUAUUUUAUUCUGAAUUGGCUUAUAGGUCUCGUUACCAGGGCAUACAAUUAAAAAAAACUGAAUUUAAUAAAUAUAUAAUAAUGAAAUGCGAAUGUCAUACAAAAUCCAAAUAUUUACAUUUACAAGUUAUUUUGAAACUGUAAACUAACUAAAAAUUUAUUUUAUAGUUUAUGCUGUUUUUUAAGAAACGACAACAAAUGAAAACGUAACUGUUGGUCUGGUUUUAAAAUGGAAGAGUCCUAUUUCAAUUUAAAACGCCAACUUGAAGAGCUUGGUUAUAAGAACACAUUACCAGUAGAUGCAGUUAAUUUAGUAGAAUGUUUAUUAGGUGACUUAUUACAGACGACUAGAAGUUUACAGCAUUACAUGAAUAUUUCCAAAGAAGCAUUGUUACAGCGUGAUUCAUUGUUAACACAAUUAGAACCGUAUAAAUGUGACAAUACCAAACUUAUUCAAGAGAACAAUCAACUACAUCAUGAUAUUAUUAAUAGGAAAGAGGAACAUUUAAAAUCAAUGCGAGAAAGUCAAAAAAAAAUUAAGUCUCUAACAGAGGAGCUGCUUAAAAAGGAAAACUUGAUAAGCAAAUUACAACAUGAUGUAAGAGAUUUAAGUUUAAGAGGAUUAUGCACUGAAACAUUAAGUAGCCGUAAUCGCAGUAAGAGAAAAGAUGCCGGAGAUAAUGCUGUCUAUAAAAGUUGUAUGUGCAACAAUAAGAAUAUUAAUUUAGAUAAAGAAAAUAUGACAGAAACAUUUAGCACUAUUCAGACACUACAAGAAAAAAUAGACUCAUAUAAUGAUGAAAUAAUCCUUCUUAAAAAUCAAGUGGAACAUAGAGAAAGUGAAAUCAUUAGACUAAAAUUACUUCUGGAGGGUGGUAGACCCAGUGCUGCAAUUACAAAAGAUUUUUGUAGUGAUAAACCUGAAAAAAAAAUUCUAUAUUUAAAGAAACAAGUUAAAGAAUUAGAUAUUUGUAAUGAAUUGUUAAAGAAGGAACUAGAAAAGAGCCUUGAGAAACAACAUGAAGCAAUGCAGCGAGCUUUAGAUCUGGCGGAUAAAAAUAAAGCCCUGAAAGAUGAGUUACAAAAUAUGGAUUUGUUGGCAUUAAAAGUAGAAGAUGAUUGUAAUAAAAGACUUGUAGAAUUAACUAAUGAAAUUACUUUUCUACAGACAAAAGUUGAAAACUUAAAUACCAAAAAUUUUAUUUUAGAGAGAGACUUAACAAGCUUUCAGGAAAAAGGAUCAUUGAAGUACACAAAACAUAUGAGUGAAAAUGAAAAAACCAUACUACAGAAAGAAAUAACAGAUUUAAUGGAUUUAAAUAAAAGUUUACAGGACAAAAUAUUGAGCUUAUCUGAAACUAAUAAAUUUCACCAGGACAAACUUGCUAAAAAUAAUAGUGAUAGUCCAAAAUGUCUAUCUAAAGGUGACCUCCAAAAGAUACUGGAAGAUGAAAGAAGGAAAUAUGAGAAAUAUAUUAAAGAUGUACAAGAAAAACUCAAUGAAACCAUAAACUUAUUUAAGUGCCAAUUAAAAGAUGAAAAAACUUCUAGUCAUCAAUCAGAUAAUGCUUUUAUAAAAGACUUACAUAGUAAACUAUGUGAAAGUGAACAAAAAAUUUUGAUGUUGAAGAAAGAGAAUGAUGAUCUUAAAAAAGAUAAGCUCCUGCAAGAAAACGGUAAUAAAAAUAAUUUCAAAGAUAUAAUAAAACAUUUAAAUUUAGAAAAUACUGAACUAUCCAAAGAGAACAUAUUUUUGAGCCAACAGCUAAGCCAGUACAAAGCUAGCAAAACUGAAGGCUUUGAAAACAAUAAUUACUUGAGUGAGGAAAACAGCAGGUUACAGAAUAAGAUUGGUGGACUGAUAAAAGACUUAGAUGAAUCAAAAAUGGAAACUCAGAAAUAUAAAGCCCUAUACAAAGAGUUAUUAGAUUCUUGUGAUAAACUUAAAAGAGAUUUAAUUUUUAAGCAAAAACAAUUAGAACAAAUACAAGAAGAAAAUUGUUCUUAUAAAAUGACAAAUAGAACAGGCAAAGCAUCAAGUGAUAGACUUAGAGAAGAGUAUUAUACUUUGAAAGAGCAGGUAAAAAAACUACAAAGUGAAUUAAUUAAAGAAAAAACUUUAGCUAGUCAAAUAAAAAACAUACAGAUGGAAACUGAAAGAAGUACAACUGAAUCACAAAAUGAAUUAUUAAGCACUCAAAAAAAACUUAGUGUAGCAAAAGUUACAAUUGAAAGCUUAGAGAAGAAAUGUAAAGACUAUCAAGCAGAGUUGUGUGUGCUUAAGAAUGAUAAAUCAAACCUAAUUGAAAACAUAAGAUUAUUUGAUCAAGAACGUGAUAAACUUGUAAUUGAGCUGGAUCAGAAGGCAGAAAAUACAAAUAUGUUGGAGCAAAAGUUAAAAUCUCAAUUAUAUGACAUUAGUAAAUUAGAAAAUGAACUUUCAGACUUUAAGCGUAAGUUAAACAUCAAUAAAAUUGCAGAACAUAAAAUAGCGGAUUUUGAAUCACAAAUAGCCUUCUUAAAUGGUGAGAUUCUGAGAUUAACUCAACAGUUUGAUACAGCUGUGAUAGAAAAUAAACAUGUGCAAAAUAGUUUAGCAGAUGCAAAUGGAGCUCUUAAGCUUACUAGAAUUGAAUUAGAGAAAUCACGAAAAGAAGUUGAUGAUUUGAAACAACAAUUGCAGCAUUAUGUUGCUGAAAUUAGAAGAAUUGAAGAAUUACUGUCUCACAAAGAGGCAGAACGUUCAGAUAUGCUAGAACAUUUUGCCAGCCUAUCUGUUGAGGCAAAUAUUUUAGAAAAUACAAAUCAUUCUCUUGAGAGUGAGUCAGCCUCAAAAUCCAUUAAACUGCAAUCAUAUAUUUCAAAAAUACAAGGUCUGGAAGAAAAAGUAAUUGACAAGGAUAGAGAGAUUGAUAGCCAAUUAGCUUGUAUUACUUCUUUAAAAUGUAAAAUUAGUUCCUUACAACAAGAACUGAAAUUGGUUAGUGAAGAAAAAUCUGUUUUAGAAGAAAAUAUAGAAUACCUAAAGAAAAUGUGUCGUAAUCUAAAAAGUGAUCAAAAAAAUAUAAGGAUGGAUGAUGUCGAUUCUGAAUUGAAGCUUUAUGAAAAUAGAAUUAAAAGUUUAUCUAAUGCUAAAUGUAAGCUGGAGUCUGAAAAAAAAGUGUUAACUGAAAAAGUAUUAACAACUGAGAAUUUAUUAUCUAAUGCAAGAAGAGAAAUUAUUGAAUUAAAACUGACUUUACAAGAUGCCACUUCUGAAACAAAAUCAUUGCAAGAGCAUGUCAGUAUAUUUAGUAGAAGGGAGUCUGAUAUAAAUGAGAAUCCUUUUCAAAGAGAAGAGUUAGCACUACCUCUUGUGCUGGAUGAUACUCUUCAUGAAAAUAGUAAUGAGGAUGAUGACAGUGCUCAUUUUGAUGACAUACAAAAUAAAUAUAGCACUAGACAUGGAAGCACAUUAUAGUUAUAACUUCAUAAUUUAAAUAUAGUUUAUUGGAAAGUC